AUGAGCGUUCCGGAACCUCGCGCCUGGGUGGUACUCGUGGUGGGUAUCUUUCUGGGUCGCCUAUCGGUAUCCGUCACCCACCCGACGACGUGUUUGAGCCCGUCCUGGUCGCCGAUAGCGGUGGGGGACGCUCGCAUCUACUACAAGCCGAAUGAAUCCAUGCCGGGGCUCCCGCAGCCUCCGACGAAGCCGGGCGAGGGGUUCAAGUUCGAGGACGCGAGGGGCUCUUACGAGCGGUUGGAGUAUCCGGGCGGGGAGUACGUCAACCUGGUGUACACGAGAGCCGGACACAAGAGGAGCGGGGACAUCCACAAGUGCGCGCAGGUGAACACCGUCGUCGUGGGCGAGGCGCUCCUCACCCAGGUGAUGAAGGACGGCGGCGAGACGCAGACGAAGCUGAGGGGCGGGGACCACGUGGUCAUUCCUCCACACGUGCCGCACCUGUAUGAGUUCACGAAGGACACGCUGAUGACCGAGUCCUGGACGCACAGGGAGCCGGACGCGGACCGGGCGCAGUGCGAAUACGAAGCGUGGUUUCACAAGAAACUGAGGGCGAGGAUCGACGCGCGGUCCACCGUAAGAGACGGGUGA
Molecule: messenger RNA, 591 nt
Organism: Micromonas commoda
Lineage: Eukaryota; Viridiplantae; Chlorophyta; Mamiellophyceae; Mamiellales; Mamiellaceae
Exons: 1
Coding region: 1-591 (196 amino acids)
Source: RefSeq, a predicted model, not a curated record